Molecule: messenger RNA, 3047 nt
Organism: Sciurus carolinensis (gray squirrel)
Lineage: Eukaryota; Metazoa; Chordata; Mammalia; Rodentia; Sciuridae
Gene: Tc2n
Product: tandem C2 domains, nuclear
Cellular component (GO): nucleus
Source: RefSeq, a predicted model, not a curated record
CGGAGGACUCGCGGGGCGCGGCGACCCUGAGGGGCAGGGCUCCGGGGCGCGGCCGCGGGAGGUACUCAGGCUCGCUGCUCAGGCGCGUGGCGAGGGCAGAACGCCGGCCCCCUGGAGCAGCGAUCCAUAUUCAGCUGGUGAGAGCCUCUUGAAGUUUUAACCUCUGGAUCCUUCUGCCAUAUCUUUUAGAUUACUAAUUAAGUCCUUAUGGAUGAAAUUAUAUGAUUGGAAUUUAUUUCAGAAUAACCCAAAGGAUGUUACUGGGUUUAUAUCAGUAUUGAAAGUUUCUAUCUUUGGUGGGACAUUGGAAAUUGAAUGUAAUGGCAGCAGAAUUUAUAAAGAGUUGCUGUAGAGGAUGUUUCUAUGGUGAAACAGAAAAGCACAAUUCUUCUGUGGAAAGAGACCUUAAAGCAGCAAUCUCAAAUAGUCAGACUACCACUGUCUGUAUACCUCCAUUGACCUCUGUGUCUGUAAAACCUCAGGUUGGCUGUACUGAGGAUUAUUUGCUUUCCAAAUUACCCUCUGAUGAAGAAGUACCAUUUGUGGUGCCUAAGUUUAAGUUAUCUUAUAUUCAGCCCAGAGCACAAGGAACUCCUUCUCAUCUGGAAGAACUUGAAGGAUCUGCCAGAGCAUCUUUUGGAGAUCGAAAGGUGGAACUUUCGGGUUCGGCCCAGCAUGGGCCGAACUAUGAUGUAUACAACCCAUUCUAUAUGUAUCAGCACUUUUCACCUGACUUGAGCCGGCGCUUUCCUCCUCAUUCAGAAGCGACAAGACUGUAUGGAUCAGUUUGUGAUCUAAGGACCAGCAAAUUUCCUGGUUCCCCCGGCCUAAGCAAAUCUAUGUUUGAUCUUACAAGUUCAUCUCAGAGAUUCAUCCAGAGACAUGAUUCAUUGUCUAGUGUACCCAGCAGUACAUCUUCAAGAAAAAAUUCUCAGGGGAGUAACAGAAGCCUGGAUACAAUUACUCUCUCAGGAGAUGAGAAAGAUUUUGGCAGAUUGAAUGUGAAAUUGUUUUAUAAUUCUUCAGUGGAGCAGAUAUGGAUCACAGUUUUACAGUGCAUAGAUUUAAGUUGGCCUUCUAGUUAUGGUGAUACUCCCACUGUUUCUGUAAAAGGAAUACUAACAUUGCCCAAACCAGUGCAUUUCAAGUCAUCAGCAAAGGAAGCUUCUCAUGUCAUUGAAUUUUUGGAAACUUUUGUAUUUGCUAUUAAACUACAACAUUUACAAACUGUAAGACUUGUAUUUAAGAUUCAAACCCAAACUCCCAGGAAGAAAACCAUUGGAGAAUGCUCUGUGUCACUCAGAACUCUCAGCACACAGGAAAUGGAUUAUUCUUUGGAUAUAAUACCACCUUCAAAAUUUUCUGUUUGCCAUGCAGAACUUGAACUGGGGACUUGUUUUCAAGCAGUAAAUAGCAGGAUUCAGCUUCAAAUUCUUGAGGCACGGUACCUUCCAAGCUCAUCAACACCUCUGACUUUAAGUUUUUCUGUGAAGGUGGGAAUGUUCAGCUCAGGAGAGUUGAUUUAUAAGAAGAAAACACGAUUACUGAAGGCCUCCAGUGGAAGAGUGAAGUGGGGAGAGACGAUGAUUUUUCCACUUAUACAGAAUGAAAAGGAAAUUGUUUUCCUCAUUAAGCUUUAUAGUCGAAGCUCUGUAAGAAGAAAACACUUCGUGGGCCAGAUUUGGAUAAGCGAAGACAGUAAUAGCACUGAAGCAGUGAACCAAUGGAAAGAAACAAUUGCAAAUCCAGAAAAGGUUGUUACCAAGUGGCACAAGUUCAAUCCAUCCUGAAGACUUCACACAUUAAUUUGAUGAAGAAACAACUUGACAUUCUUUUAGAAGACUUAGAAUUUUAAUUCGCCAAAAAUUAUAAUAAAUUUUAUCAGAUAUACAAAGUGAAGGAAAUGCUUUAAAAUAGUGCCAGAACAGACAAAAAUAAAAGGGUAGUAUUUUGAUGGCAGUUAAAUAACAUGAAGUCUAUGAGAAUAUCAACCACACGUAGGAAUUUCUGUAUUAUGUUUUUGCUUUUUUUUUUUUAAGUUUUACCUAGACUUUUUUUUUUUUUUUUUUUUUUUUUUAAAUAAACCUAGUAUAGCAAGUCCCUGUUGUACUACUAGAUAUUUAGAUGACUAUACCUUUGUUUCAGUGCUAGGCAUUAUUGAUCAUGUUUUGGUUCCACUGUCUGCCUCUUCCUAUAUCUUUUCUCUCAGCAAAACUGAAUUGAACCAUUUCAAUUAUUUUCUAUAUUUGGGGAAAGUUCAUGACCUGUGUUUAUAAUUUAUUACCUAUAAGACAUUACAUUGUUAUUUUGUAAACAACUUACCUCCAAGAAACUUCAAAAAUAGAAACUACAUUUAGACAAGGAUAAACAAAAAUACCAGAAGGUUGAAGUUUAAUUGGAGAUGCAGAAUCAUAUUUAUUUUGCUCUUUCUCUCCCUUAGAUAUUUUAGUCUUUGUUUUAUUUGGAGUUGAAAUAAGAUUAUCAUCCAUAUGGUCCAUCCUAACUAGCAGAAUUGAAUGAGUUUAAAUAGAAAAUUAAAUAUUUUAUGAUAAUCAUUUCCUCACUUUUAAUUUUUUAAGUACAAAUUACUUGUUCCAUAAUCUAUAAUGUUAGAGUAUUUUUUCAUGUUUUUUAUAACUAUACCUGAUAACAUUGUAUAGCAAAUAUUUUCUAUUGCAGGUUUCUUUCAGAUACUUAUUAGAACUCAGUAUAAGGGGAUAAUUUCAGCCUAGUUGUCCAUAUGAACCAUGGCCUAAAACAACAACUUACUACAGCUCAAAACAACAGCUUUUUGGGGAAACAAAUAACCAUACUCCUAAUUUAUUAGAAAAAUAUGACUUUAUUUUUGCUAGUAAGUAGACUUAUGUGCUCUGUUUUCUUGGUUUUCUAUUUUUCUUUCUUUGUCCUAAACACGCCGAGAGAUGGUAAUAUUUCAGGCUAUAAGUAUACCUUGCUAUAACCUAAGCAUUCCCUUUUCAUUCUGGUUCCUGUGUUCUAGGUAUAUCAUUAAAAUUUCCCCAAAUAAAUACUUAGUUCUUUUGCCUAGA